AAGUUGAAAAGAGAGCAAAAGUAAGAAAAAGUAACUGUGAUGAGUGAUUUAGAAAAAAUGAAUGGUGCCAACGGCACUUUGAAUGGCCUGGCUGGGGCUGCUAAUGGUCAAGCAACUUCCUUGGCCAAUGGCUCGGAUCCAACACCCGUGAAUGGGGUAGAGGCGCCUGCUAACGCCUCUACUACUGCUGCUGCUGCAGGUGGUGGUGUUGAAAAUGGUAAUGGUGCUGAGGCUACUGCUGCUGCUGGUGGUGAUACUGGUACGGCUGCUACUUUAAAGGCCGUGGAAUCGGCUAUUUCUUGUUCUUCUAUGGCUGGUGAUGAUGCUGGCACCGAUGCCGGUGUCAGCUCUGUACCACCUUCUGAGGCUGGCGGUCGUCCACCAUUGGACACUGCCUGUUCUGAUGGUGGCGGCCCCUCCAGUUUGGUGGGUGGCAUGGUUGGACCACCCAGCCCUUUAACCGGUUGUUAUUUGCUUAUCAUUUUGGGUGAACCGCACUCCGAGGAGCAUAAAGAUAAUAUUCUACAACAUUUGUUGAAAGGUUUUCUCUCAUGGGACGUAGCUGAUUGUCAUGUCGAUUUGGAAGAGGAACUUAAUACAAUAACACAACAUGCCCCUGAAGGAGAGGAAGCACGUCACGGCGAACGACUCAUUCAGUAUGCUAGUGAAAAUCUAGUCACUGAGGUUUUAAUACAUCCUCAAUACAAUACUCUUAUACAAUGUAUGCGUAAUAUGCUUAGCAGUUUUACUCGCCAUCGUCAUAUAAUCCAUGCCGGUUAUACAUUCUCGGGCAAUGGUUCCUGGAUACUACAGGAUGGAACCUUUUCGGUUGGCGAUUUUUCUGAAGCAUUUCAAGAGCAUGAUGUACAAAGAGUUAUACGCGCCUAUGCAGACACCAUAACAAUGAAUAUACAUUGUGCUGAUAGUGGUCUGUGGCAUACGUUGCCCGAUAAGAGCUUUGCUCGUCUAUGUAAAAUACGCAUCAAUCCUGUUGAUGUUUUGGACACCAGCAGUGAGAGCAUUAAUGCUUUUAUAGAUUAUCUUGCUCCCAUGUUGGUACCCACCUCCAUACGUGAACUACUUGAGACCUCGGAUGUUGUGGGCAAUAUACGCUUUACACAUCCCACUUUAUAUGUCUUCCCCGGCGGCCAGGGUGAUGCUGCCUUAUUUGGCAUUAAUGGUUUUAAUAUGUUGGUCGAUGGUGGCUUUAACCGCAAGGCCUGUUUCUGGGAUUUUGUCAGACACCUCGACCGCUUGGAUGCUGUCCUCAUGACCCGCUUAAACAACUCCAAUAUCCAGGGUCUUAGCUCUGUGGUGGAACGUAAACGUGAUGCCCAUGUUUAUCCUCAGAUUGGUCACUUCUUUUGCAAUGUUCCCGAUCGCAAGGGUGGUUUACCUAGUCCCGAUGGCGACAAGGAUCGCAAUCCCCUAUUGGUGGACCUCUUCGAAAGAGGCCACAAUCUAGUCAGUGAUCUAAAGUCAUUGGAUCUUAAACCACAAAACUGUUUCCGUGCCCCCGAGCCCAUUAAUCUCUAUCACAAAGUUGGCCAUGGUACUUUGGAUAUGUAUGUCAUAAGUCCUUCUCGAGACUCCAAAGAAGUAAAGGAAUUUAUGCAAAAAUGGCAAUCAGGCGAUCAACGUUUAUUUGCGGCUCGUGACACCCGGGAUUUCAAUUUCCCCUUGCAAAAUAUGGCCUCUAUAUGUGCUUUGUUGGUUUGGCAGCCGGCAAAUCCCGAUGACUCCAUAACACGUAUACUCUUCCCCGGCAGCACACCCGACUUUAAGAUCCAAGAAGGUCUGGAGAAACUUAAACACUUGGAAUUCAUGAAGCAUUCCACCUGCACUGCCAAAUCUAUAGCACCUGCCAUACAAACUGUGGUGACCACACGCAAGACUCUGAAAUCUGCCCUAGAACCGGCAGCACCCAUUACCAAACCCUCGAAAUUCAUGCCGGUAGCAGCGGCCGCUGUUGCUGUGCAACAAGACAACAAAAUGAAAGAAGCUGUUGCCUCUUCAGCCGACGAAGACAAAAUCGAAAAAAUCUAUCAGGAAGAGGAGAAGCAUUUAACCCUCAAAAAGAAAGAAGACUCCGUAGAGACUGAUGAACAAGCAGUCGAAACCGGAGAUGAAGCUCUGCCCGAACCUACAGCUGACACCGCCAGUAAAGAUGGUGAUCAAGUUGAUGGUGAACAGGUAGAAAACAAUAAAGAAACUACUGAGAAGAAGGUGGAAGUUGUUAUUGUUAAGCCACAACCUCAAGUCCCACCUCCUGCCAAAGAAAUUAUUGAAACAGCUGAACCUCUUAAGCCAGCCGCCAAAGUGGCUAAGGUCAAGGCUGAGAAACCCCGAGCUGAAGUUAAGCCCUUGGUUAGAUCUCGCAUUGACACCAGGCCACCCAAGUCCUUGGAACGUAAAGUGGUUAAGAAAGAUUUGGCCGAAAAGAAGAGCUCACCCACAGCCACACCACGCAAACAAGACGCCGCCAAACCCGCCACCAGAGAAGUCAAAUCAAAGAUUAUGACCAGAGCUGCCAAGGCCAGUCCCAGCAGUACACCAGCCAAAAGCACUAAAGAAGCCAACAACCGCAAGGUUUUGGAAUCAAAACAACAAACUAUUAGACAAACCUCAACCACUACCUCCAGACGUGUGGCUACCACCACAGCUGCCGAAAGGAAAGCGGCCGAGCCACGCAAGCCUAUAUCUCGUCGUCCUCGUGGUGCUUCUCCCUCAAAACGUGCUCCUGGCAGUCCUAUUAAGGCUCCUAAGCCCAAGGUGGCUGAUAUGAAGAAAUCUAGACUGGACAAGGGUGGCACCACCGACUCCAGCUUGGUGUCCACACCUUCGGCCGACGAACAAGCCGCUGCCAAGAAACUACAAGAUUUGACUGCUUCCCAAGAAUUAGAUGCUGAAAAACAACGUGAACUCGAUGACCUCAAAGAAGAACAAGAGGUGGUUAGAGAAAUUGAAGCUGUUUUCAGCCGUGACGAAAUGAAACGACAUCAUCAAAUUAAGGCUGAAAUCAGGGAAGUUCCUAAACAAGACAGCACUACAGAAGCCGACGAGGAAGAUGAAUAUUUGAUUAUCGAAAAAGAAGAAGUAACCGAAGACUCGAUGGUCGAAAGCAGCAUGACCAAAGAGGAAGAGAUCCAGAAGCAUCAACGGGACUCACAGGAAUCCGAAAAGAAACGCAAAAAGAGUGCAGAGGAAGAAAUUGAGGCAGCCAUAGCCAAGGUGGAAGCUGAAGAACGCAAGGCCAGAUUAGAAACUGCUGUCUCAUCUGAAAGGAAAGAAGAUGAAGAGGUUGCUGAAGAGGCCGAAGAAGCUGAGGAAGCGGCUGAAGAAGAACCAGCUGAAGGCGAAGAUAUUAAAGUUACUUCACCCAUUGAGACAGAUAUUAAGGCUGAAGUGCAAGACAUUAUUACUGCAGCCAAGGAUAUUGUUAAAUCCAAAACUGAUGAACAAUUGGCCAAGACUGAUGAAGAGCUGUCAUCCGUAACCCCUGAAGAAAAAAUUAGCAGUGCUAAGAAAACUUCCGACACCAAAGAUGAUUUAGUGGGCAUACCCAUUGAACCCAUACCUGCCAACUUGCAAGAAAGUCUUCCUGAAGAGAAAUUCUCCGCCACCAUUGAAUCAGGUGCCACCACCGCUCCUACUCUGCCCGAGGAUGAACGUAUACCCCUAGACGAGAUCAAAGAGGAUCUGGUUAUUGAAGAAAAAUACGUUAAAGAAGAAACUAAGGAAACUGAUGCAAUGGCUGCUGCCACUGCUAUUACUUCGGCUAUGCGACCUACCGAGCCUAGUGCUGAUGCAAAAGAAAUUCCCUUGCAAAAGAUCACUGUUGGUCUAGCCACUGCUGAACGUGUUCUACCCAUGAAAAUGACAUUUGAUGCUCAACAGAAUCUUAUGCGUGAUGUUGUUAAGACACCAGAUGAAGUGGCCGAUUUGCCAGUUCAUGAAGAAGCUGAUUUAGGCGUAUACGAAAAGGAAGCCCAAGAGAGCGGUAAAACCAUUUCACAAAAAGAAGAAUUGGCCAAAGAAGAAAAGGAAACGGAAGAAAAAGAAAUUGAGCAACCAACUGAAGAGCAGCCCAAAGAAAUCUCCGAAAAGGAAAGAACUCCUUCACCAACAGAAAAGCCUGCAUCUCCUGUUGAGAAAGUAUCAACUCCUGAGGAAAAACCAGCAUCUCCUACUAAAGAAGAAGCUCACGAAGAAAAAGAACAGGUCGAAGAGAAAUUAGCAGAAAAGCCUACAUCUCCUAUCGCUGCAAUUCCUACAGAAGAAAAGAAGGAAAUUGUGGAAAAACAAUUGGAAGUUACAAAGGUUUCGGAAACCAAAGAAAAGAAAAAAUCUAUUAGUUCGCCAGACGAAAAAGAAACCAGUGAUAUAACCUCCGAAGAUGAAAUACCCGCUCAAAUGCCAACAACCAAAGCUCCCGAGAAACCCAAAGAACGCGACGACACAGUCUCAGUAGACAGUCCUCCCACUAUCGAGGAAGCUAUUGAAGUAGAAAUUCAAAAAUCUCUGCAAAGCAGUCGCAAACCAUCAGCUGAACCUAAAGAAGCUGAAGAAAGAAGAAAAUCUACCAUUUCUGUUGCCGAAAGCAAAAAGGAUGAAAAAUCACCAGCUGGGUCCAAAGAGCCAUCACGUCCAGCUUCUGUUGCUGAAAGUGAAAAGGCACAAAAAGACGAAAAAUCACCCGCUGAAUCAAAAGAACCUUCACGCCCCGUUUCUGUUGCCGGUAGCGAAAAGGACAAGAAACUUUCAGAAGAACUUGAAGAAGCAUCACGUAAAACAUCAAUUGCAGAAAGCAAGAAGGAUGACAAAUCACCACUAGAAUCUAAGGAACCUUCACAACCAGAAUCUGUAGCAGUGAGUGAAAAAGAUAAAACAUCGCCUGUAGAAUCAAAGGAACCAUCACGUAAGCCAUCAGUUGCUGAAAGCAAGAAAGAAGAGAAAUCUCCAGCAGAAUCCAAAGAACCUUCACGGCCAGUAUCAGUCGCUGAAAGUGAAAUAGAUAAGAAGUCCGUUGAUGAAGUAGAAGUUUCACGCAAAACAUCAAUUGCUGAAAGCAAGAAAGAUGACAAAUCACCAGUGGAAUCUAAAGAACCUUCGCUACCAGAAUCUGUAGCUGUGAGUGAAAAGGACAAAGCAUCGCCAGUGGAAUCAAAGGAACCAUCACGUAAGCCAUCAGUUGCUGAAAGCAAAAAAGAAGAGAAAUCUCCAGCAGAAUCCAAAGAACCUUCACGGCCAGUAUCAGUCGCUGAAAGUGAAAUAGAUAAGAAGUCCGUUGAUGAAGUAGAAGUUUCACGCAAAACAUCAAUUGCUGAAAGCAAGAAAAUUGACAAAUCACCAGUGGAAUCUAAAGAACCUUCGCUGCCAGAAUCUGUAGCUGUGAGUGAAAAGGAAGCAUCGCCAGUGGAAUCAAAGGAACCAUCACGUAAGCCAUCAGUUGCUGAAAGCAAGAAAGAAGAGAAAUCUCCAGCAGAAUCCAAAGAACCUUCACGACCAGUAUCAGUCACUGAAAGUGAAAUAGAUAAAAAGUCUGUGGAUGAAGUAGAAGUUUCACGCAGAACAUCAAUUGCUGAAAGCAAGAAAGAUGACAAAUCACCAGUGGAAUCUAAAGAGCCUUCACUACCAGAAUCUGUAGCUGUGAGUGAAAAGGACAAAGCAUCGCCAGUCGAAUCAAAGGAGCCAUCUCGUAAACCAUCAAUUGCUGAAAGCAAGAAAGAUGAGAAAUCUCCAGCAGAAUCCAAAGAACCUUCACGGCCAGUAUCAGUCACUGAAAGUGAAAUAGAUAAGAAGUCCGUUGAUGAAGUAGAAGUUUCACGCAAAACAUCAAUUGCUGAAAGCAAGAAAGAUGACAAAUCACCAGUGGAAUCUAAAGAGCCUUCACUACCAGAAUCUGUAGCUGUGAGUGAAAAGGAUAAGGCAUCGCCAGUCGAAUCAAAGGAACCAUCUCGUAAGCCAUCAAUUGCUGAAAGCAAGAAAGAUGAGAAAUCUCCAGCAGAAUCCAAAGAACCUUCACGUCCUGUUUCUGUUGCCAGUAGCGAAAAAGACAAGAAACUUUCAGAAGAGCUUGAAGAAGCUUCUCGCAAAACAUCAAUUGCAGAAAGUAAAAAAGAUGAAAAAUCACCAGUGGAAACUAAAGACCUUUCACUACCAGAAUCUGUAGCUGUGAGUGAGAAGGAUAAAGCAUCACCAGUCGAAUCAAAGGAACCAUCAAUUGCAGAAAGCAAGAAAGAUGAGAAAUCUCCAGCAGAAUCUAAAGAACCUUCACGGCCAGUAUCAGUUGCUGAAAGUGAAAUAGAUAAGAAGUCCGUUGAUGAAGUAGAAGUAUCACGCAGAACAUCAAUUGCUGAAAGCAAGAAAGAUGACAAAUCACCAGUGGAAUCUAAAGAACCUUCAAUACCAGAAUCUGUAGCUGUGAGUGAAAAGGAUAAGGCAUCGCCAGUCGAAUCAAAGGAACCAUCUCGUAAACCAUCAAUUUCUGAAAGCAAAAAAGAUGAGAAAUCUCCAGCAGAAUCCAAAGAACCCUCACGCCCAGUAUCAGUCACUGAAAGUGAAAUAGAUAAGAAAUCAGUUGAUGAAGUAGAAGUUUCACGCAAAACAUCAAUUGCUGAAAGCAAGAAAGAUGACAAAUCACCAGUGGAAUCUAAAGAACCUUCACUACCAGAAUCUGUUGCUGUGACUGAAAAGGAUAAGGCAUCGCCAGUCGAAUCAAUGGAACCAUCUCGUAAGCCAUCAAUUGCUGAAAGCAUGAGAGAUGAGAAAUCUCCAGCAGAAACCAAAGAAACUUCACGACCAGUAUCAGUUGCUGAAAGUGAAAUAGAUAAGAAGUCCGUUGAUGAAGUAGAAGUUUCACGCAAAACAUCAAUUGCUGAAAGCAAGAAAGAUGACAAAUCACCAGUAGAAUCCAAAGAACCUUCACUACCAGAAUCUGUUGCUGUGAGUGAAAAGGACAAGGCAUCGCCAGCCGAAUCAAGGGAACCAUCUCGAAAGCCAUCAAUUGCUGAAAGCAAAAAAGAUGAGACAUCUCCAGCAGAAUCAAAAGAACCUUCACGCCCAGUUUCUGUUGCUAGUAGCGAAAAAGACAAGAAACUUUCUGAAGAACUCGAAGAAGCUUCUCGUAAAACAUCAAUUGCUGAAAGCCAGAAAGAUGAGAAAUCUCCAGCAGAAUCCAAAGAACCUUCACGGCCAGUAUCAGUCGCAGAAAGUGAAAUAGAUAAAAAGUCCGUCGAUGAAGUAGGAGUUUCACGCAAAACAUCAAUUACUGAAAGCAAGAAAGAUGAAAAAUCACCUGCAGAAUCAAAAGAACCUUCACGCCCAGUUUCUGUUGCCAGUAGCGAAAAAGAUAAGAAACUUUCAGACGAACUCGAAGAUGCUUCUCGUAAAACAUCAAUUGCAGAAAGUAAGAAAGAUGAAAAAUCACCAGUGGAAUCUAAAGAACCUUCCUUACCAGAAUCUGUAGCUGUGAGUGAAAAGGAUAAAACAUCGCCAGGCGAAUCAAUGGAGCCAUCUCGUAAACCAUCAAUUACUGAAAGCAAGAAAGAUGAGAAAUCUCCAGCAGAAUCCAAAGAACCUUCACGCCCAGUUUCUGUUGCUAGUAGCGAAAAAGAUAAGAAACUUUCAGAAGAACUUGAAGAAGUGUCCAAGGAACAUUCAAGGCCAGUAUCAGUAGCAGAAAGUGAAAUCGAUAAGAAGUCCGUUGAUGAAGUAGAAGUUUCACGGAAAUCGUCAAUAGCAGAAAGUAAGAAAGAUGACAAAUCACCAGUGGAACCUAAAGAAACUUCAUUACCAGAAUCUGUAGCAGUAAGUGAAAAGGACAAAGCAUCGCCAGUUGAAUCAAAGGAACCAUCUCGUAAGCCAUCAAUUGCUGAAAGCAAGAAAGAUGAGAAAUCUCCAGCAGAAUCCAAAGAACCUUCACGUCCUGUUUCUGUUGCCAGUAGCGAAAAAGACAAGAAACUUUCAGAAGAGCUUGAAGAAGCUUCUCGCAAAACAUCAAUUGCAGAAAGUAAAAAAGAUGAAAAAUCACCAGUGGAAACUAAAGAACUUUCACUACCAGAAUCUGUAGCUGUGAGUGAGAAGGAUAAAGCAUCACCAGUCGAAUCUAAGGAACCAUCAAUUGCUGAAAGCAAGAAAGAUGAGAAAUCUCCAGCAGAAUCCAAAGAACCAUCACGGCCAGUAUCAGUUGCUGAAAGUGAAAUAGAUAAGAAGUCCGUUGAUGAAGUAGAAGUAUCACGCAAAACAUCAAUUGCUGAAAGCAAAAAAGAUGACAAAUCACCAGUAGAAUCCAAAGAACCUUCACUACCAGAAUCUGUAGCUGUGAGUGAAAAAGAUAAAGCAUCGCCAGUCGAAUCAAAGGAACCAUCUCGUAAGCCAUCAAUUGCUGAAAGCAAGACAGAUGAAAAAUCACCUGCAGAAUCCAAAGAACCUUCAAGACCAGUAUCAGUCACUGAUAGUGAAAAAGAUAAGAAGCCCGUUGAUGAAGUAGAAGUUUCACCUAAGUCAUCAAUUGCUGACAGCAUGAAAGAUAGAAAGUCACCUACAGAAUCUAAAGAACCAUCACGACCAGUAUCUGCAACAGAAAGUGAAAUAGAUAAGAAAUCAGUUGAAGAAAUCCAACUUUCUCGCAAAUCAUCAAUUGCAGAAAGCAAAACCGAUGAAAAAUCACCAGUAGAAUCUAAAGAACCUUCACUACCAGAAUCAGCUGCCGUAAGUGAAAAAGAUAAAGCAUCGCCAGUAGAAUCGAAGGAACCAUCACGGCCAGUAUCAGUCACUGAAAGUGAAGUAGAUAAGAAGUCCGUUGAUGAGCUAGAAGUUUCACGUAAAACAUCAGUUGCUGAAAGCCUGAAAGAUGUAAAAUCACCUGCAGAAUCCAAAGAACCUUCCCGACCGGUGUCUGUGGCUGAAUCCGAAAUGGAUAAGAAACCAGCCGAAGAACUAUCAAAAACAGAAGCUUCCGGUGCAAGUGAAAAGGAAUCGAAAGAAGCCUCACCUACAGAAUCGAAGGAACCAUCACGUAAGUCGUCUAUAGUUGAAAGCAAGAAAGAUGAAAAAUCGCCAGCAGAAUCUAAGGAACCUUCACGACCAGUAUCUGUUGUUGAAAGUGAAGUGGAUAAGAAAUCAAUAGAAGAAAUGGAACUUUAUCGCAAAACAUCAGUUGCUGAAAGCAAGAAAGAAUCUCCUGCAGAAUCUCAGGAACCUUCACGACCAGUAUCUGUUGCUGAAAGUGAAAAGGAUAAGAAAUCUGUGGAAGAAGCCGAGGAUAUUUCACGAAAGGCAUCUAUUGCUGAAAGCAAGCAAGAUGAAAAAUCAAGUGCAGAAUCGAAAGAACCUUCACGACAAAUUUCAGUGACUGAAAGUGAAACUGAUAAAAAGUCCGUUGAAGAGCUGGAAGUUUCAGGCAAAUCUUCAAUUGCUGAAAGCAAGACAGACGAAAAAUCGCCCGCAGAAUCCAAAGAACCUUCACGACCAAUUUCUGUCGCUGAAAGUGAAAAGGAUAAGAAAUCUGUGGAAGAAUCUGAAGAUGUUUCAAGAAAGGCAUCUAUUACAGAACGCAAGAAAGAUGAAAAAUCGCCUGCAGAAUCCAAAGAACCUUCACGAUCAGUAUCUGUAGCUGAAAGUGAAAAGGAUAAGAAAUCUGUGGAAGAAGCCGAUGAUAUUUCACGAAAGGCUUCUAUUGCUGAAAGCAAGCAAGAUGAAAAAUUACCUGCAGAAUCCAAAGAACCUUCAAGACCAGUAUCUGUCGCUGAAAGCGAAAAGGAUAAAAAAUCAGCGGAGGAAUCUGUAGACGUAUCACGUAAAGAAUCCAUUGCAGAAAGCAAGGAAGAUGAAAAAUCACCUGCUGAAUCGAAAGAACCUUCACGUCCAGUAUCAGUAGCAGAAAGUGAAAAAGAUAAGAAAUCGGCGGAAGAAUCUGUAUCACGAAAAGAAUCAAUUGCAGAAAGCAAGAAAGAUGAAAAAUCUACUGCAGAGUCGAAAGAACCUUCACGGCAAGUUUCGGUGACAGAAAGUGAAAUUGAUAAGAAAUCCGUUGAUGAGCUAGAAGUUUCACGUAAAGCAUCAAUUGCAGAAAGCAAGACAGACGAAAAAUCGCCCGCAGAAUCCAAAGAACCUUCACGACCAAUUUCUGUAGCUGAAAGUGAAAAGGAUAAGAAAUCUGUGGAAGAAUCUGAAGAUGUUUCCAGAAAGGCAUCUAUUACAGAAAGCAAGAAAGAUGAAAAAUCUCCUGCAGAAUCGAAAGAACCUUCAAGACCAGUGUCUGUUGCUGAAAGUGAAAAAGAUAAGAAACCUGCUGACGAAUCUGAAGAUGUUUCCAGAAAGGAAUCUAUUGCAGAAAGCAAAAAAGAUGAAAAAUCUCCUGCUGAGUCGAAAGAACCAUCACGACCAGUAUCUGUAGCUGAAAGUGAAAAGGAUAAGAAAUCCGUAGAAGAAGCCGAGGAAGUUGCUGAGAGUACAAAAGAUGAAAAAUCACCUGCAGAGUCCAAAGAACCUUCACGACCUGUAUCAGUGGCUGAAAGUGAAAAAGAUAAGAAACUAACUGAGGAAUCUGUAGAUGUAUCACGUAAAGAAUCAAUUGCAGAGAGCAAGAAAGAUGAAAAAUCACCUGCAGAAUCCAAAGAACCUUCACGACCAGUAUCUGUCGCUGAAAGUGAAAAGGAUAAGAAAUCUGUAGAAGAAGCUGAGGUAGUAUCCCGAAAGGCAUCUAUUGCGGAAAGCAAGAAAGAUGAAAAAUCACCUGCAGAAUCCAAAGAACCUUCACGACCAGUAUCUGUCGCUGAAAGUGAAAAGGAUAAGAAAUCAGCGGAAGAAUCUGUAGAUGUAUCACGAAAAGAAUCAAUUGCAGAAAGCCAGAAAGAUGAAAAAUCACCUGCAGAAUCCAAAGAACCUUCAAGACCAGUAUCUGUCGCUGAAAGUGAAAAGGAUAAGAAAUCAGCGGAAGAAUCUGUAGAUGUAUCACGUAAAGAAUCAAUUGCAGAGAGCAAGAAAGAUGAAAAAUCACCUGCAGAAUCCAAAGAACCUUCACGACCAGUAUCUGUCGCUGAAAGUGAAAAGGAUAAGAAAUCAGCGGAAGAAUCUGUAGAUGUAUCACGAAAAGAAUCAAUUGCAGAAAGCAAGAAAGAUGAAAAAUCACCUGCAGAAUCCAAAGAACCUUCAAUACCAGUAUCUGUCGCUGAAAGUGAAAAGGAUAAGAAAUCAGCAGAAGUAUCUGAAGAUGUAUCACGUAAAGAAUCAAUUGCAGAGAGCAAGAAAGAUGAAAAAUCACCUGCAGAAUCCAAAGAACCUUCACGACCAGUAUCUGUCGCUGAAAGUGAAAAGGAUAAGAAAUCAGCGGAAGAAUCUGUAGAUGUAUCACGAAAAGAAUCAAUUGCAGAAAGCAAGAAAGAUGAAAAAUCACCUGCAGAAUCCAAAGAACCUUCAAGACCAGUAUCUGUCGCUGAGAGUGAAAAAGAUAUGAAAUCUGUAGAAGAAGCCGAGGAAGUUUCCCGAAAGGCAUCUAUUGCUGAAAGCAAGAAAGAUGAAAAAUCACCAACAGAAUCCAAAGAACCUUCACGACCAGUAUCUGUCGCUGAAAGUGAAAAGGAUAAGAAAUCAGUGGAGGAAUCUGUAGAUGAAUCACGUAAAGAAUCAAUUGCAGAAAGCAAGAAAGAUGAAAAAUCACCUGCAGAAUCCAAAGAAUCUUCAAGGCCAGUAUCUGUCGCUGAAAGUGAAAAGGAUAAGAAAUCAGCAGAAGUAUCUGAAGAUGUAUCACGUAAAGAAUCAAUUGCAGAAAGCAAGAAAGAUGUAAAAUCACCUACAGAAUCUGAAGUACCUUCACGACCAGUAUCUGUCGCUGAGAGUGAAAAAGAUAAGAAAUCUGUAGAAGAAGCCGAGGUAGUUUCCCGAAAGGCAUCUAUUGCUGAAAGCAAGAAAGAUGAAAAAUCACCUACAGAAUCCAAAGAACCUUCACGACCAUUAUCUGUAGCUGAAAGUGAAAAGGAUAAGAAAUCCGCCGAACACUCUGUGGAUGUAUCACGAAAAGAGUCAAUCGCAGAAAGCAAGAAAGAUGAAAAAUCACCUGCUGAGUCGAAGGAACCUUCACGACCAGUAUCUGUAGCUGAAAGUGAAAAAGAUAAGAAAUCCGCCGAAGAAUCUGUGGAUGUAUCACCAAUAGAAUCAAUUGCAGACAGCAAGAAAGAUGAAAAAUCACCUGCUGAGUCGAAAGAACCUUCACGGCCAGUAUCUGUCGCUGAAAGUGAAAAGGAUAAAAAAUCAGCGGAAGAAUCUGUAGAUGUAUCACGUAAAGAAUCAAUCGCAGAAAGCAAGAAAGAUGAAACAUCACCUGCAGAAUCCAAAGAACCUUCAAGACCAGUAUCUGUCGCUGAAAGUGAAAAAGAUAAGAAAUCUGCUGAAGAAUCUGAAGAUGUUUCCCGAAAGGCAUCUAUUGCAGAAAGCAAGAAAGACGUAAAAUCUCCUGCUGAUUCUAAGGAGCCUUCCCAGCCUGUUUCUGUAGCCGAAAGCGAAAAAGAUAAGCAAUCCCCAGCUGAUUCGAAAGAACCAUCACGAAAGUCAUCAAUAGCAGAAAGUAAGAAAGAUGAGAAAUCACCAGUUGUCGCACCAGCUGAUGUUAUAAAAGCUGAGUCUAAAGAGCCUUCUCCUACUGAAUCAAAAGAAGUAUCACGUCCUGUUUCAGCUACUGGCAGUUUUGAAGACUCUGAACAGCAGUCGGUUAUUGAAGCUAAACAAGAUGAUAAAAUAAUUGUUGAAUCCAAAGAAGCUGAAAAACUUGCAGAACAAAAGGAAACUGAAACUGCAUCUAAAGAACCAUCUCGUCCGGAAUCUGUAGCAGAAAGUAAAGCCAGUGAUCAUGAAGCUACAUCGGUUGCUCAAUCAAAGGAAUCCUCUCGUAAACCCUCUGUAACUGAUGUCACCAAAGACGAUGUUACAAAAUCAUUAGAAUCCGUUAAGAAGGAAGAGAAAGUGGUAUCGCCUGAAAAACCAAAAGAAAUUUCUGAACCAUCUCCCACAUCUGAACAACCCACACGGCCAACCUCAAUUGAUGAGGCUAUUUCUGCUGGCAAAAUUUCACCCUCCCAAUUUGAAACAGUUUCCUCACCAGUAGAUGAGGCUGCUAAAGAUGAAGUGGAAGACCUUAAAGCCAAGAGAGAACAAUUCACCAUUGAUCUCAAAAAAGCUGCACCUGCCGGACAAUUGCCAACAACAUCCAGCCCUGUAGAUGUUGCAGAUGGAGAUUUCCCACAGGAACCUAAGCAACAAGUAGAAGAUUUGAUUGAAGAAACCAAGUUUGCUGUAACCGAAACUGUUUCAACUCCCAUUGAUGAAGCACCAGCAUUUGAAAAAGAAGCACCUGUGAGCGGAAGUACCAAAACUGAAUCCGAGCCUGAAUCAAAGGCUACUUCACCUAAACCUUCUGAGACUGCCAGCACUAAGGAUGAAGAUGUAAGCAAAUCUAAAGAAUCAUCCCGACCAGAAUCAGCAGCAGCUGGAAGUGUUACAGAUGAAGAUAAAAAAUCGCCUUCACCUAAAGAACUAUCUAAACCAGCUUCCAUUGUCGAAGCUGUAGACACUGGCAAAAUUUCACCCUCCAAAAUCGAAACCGUUUCUUCACCAGUAGAUGAAGCUGCUAAAGAGGUGACAGAGGAUCUCAAGGCCAAGAAAGAGCAAUUCACUAUUGAACUAAAAACUACCACUGAGGCAGGCCAACUACCAACAUCAUCCAGCCCGGUCGAUGUUGCUGAAGGUGAUUUCCCAGAAAAGCCAAUAGAACAAAUUCAUGAAUUGACACAGGAAAAUAAGUUUGCCGUAACAGAUACAGUUUCAACUCCUAUCGAUGAAGCUCCAGAACUUGCAGAAGAAGUUGGAAGUGUCAAGGACGAAGCUGAAUCAAAGGAACCUUCACAAGCAUUGAAAGAAGCUAAAGAUACUGGCAAAGUUUCAACCUCCCCAGUUGAAACCGUUUCCUCACCAGUAGAUGAGGCCCCCAAAGAGUUGACAGAAGAUAUUAAGGACAAAAAAGAACAAUUCACUAUUGAAAUCAAGGCCACAACCCAGGUAGGACAAUUGCCAACAUCAUCCAGCCCUGUCGAUGUGGCCGAUGGCGAUUUCCCACAAGAAACCAAACCACAAGUACAAGAUUUGAAACAGGAAACCCAGUUCGCUGUUACCGAAACUAUUUCCACACCUAUUGAUGAAGCGCCAGCACUUGAAGAAGUACUUGAAAAGGAAUUCGUUACAGCUAAAGCUGAGUCCAAGGGAAUAUUUGAUGCUAUUAGCGGUUUUGUAAAAGAUGUCAAGGAUAUUUUCGGCAAAGAAACUGAAGCAGUUGCCGAAAAGGUAACAGAACAAGUUGAAAAACUAACCACAGAAGUCAAGGAGUCUACUGAAGAAAUUGCUAAAACUGUAACUGACAUUAAAGAAACAACUGAAGAUGUAUUGAAGUUUGCCACAAAGACAGCCGAUGACAAAACUUGCACUGAACCCACUGAGCAAGUUGAUGAAUCAAUAGAAAUCGAAAAACUUAAAGAUUCUUCUCAUGCCUUAAUCGAUGUUUCACAAAAAAUGGAUGAAUUAAAAGAGUCAACAGAACAAUUAGCUACAUGUGCCACAGACUCAGUGGAACAAAGACAAACCUUCCCAGAAACUACUGCAAAAUCAACACUGUCCGAAAUAAAAGAAGUUAAAGAUUCCGUUACAGAAAAGAUUGAAGAAACUGUAACAGAUGUCGAAGCUUCCGUAGAGACCAGCCUCCAAAAAGCCACUGAAACCUACGAGGAGAUUAAAAAAGAUGUCUCAGAAACUGUUAGCGAAAAGCUAACAGAAAUUAAGGAGGAAAAGGACAAGAUCACUAGCACAAUUGAAGCCGACGCCAAGUCAGCAUUAAAAACCACAACUGAUACCUUCACAGAGCUCAAGGAAACCACAGUCGAUGUGGUGCAAGACGUUAAGGAAUCGAUUACCAAACAAACCGAUGAGAUUACCAAAGAAGCCACCACAACUGUAGAGGAUGUCAAAACAGCUGGCAAGUCAUUAAUUCAAGAUAUACAAGAAGAAGUUUCAACCACUAUAACUGCUAUUACCAAAGACCUUGUGAAAUUAGUUGAUACCAGCGUUAAAGCCGCCUCCGAAGAGGAACAUAAGGAAGAAGUUGUAGAAGAAGUCAUCAAGAAAUCUGUAACUUCUUUAGCAACAGAAGCCACAACCAAAGAUGAUGAUGAAGUUGGCUUUAUCUCAGAACUUAGAGAGACACAUAUUACUACUAUGGAUUCACCUGAAUUGAAAAUUACAAUUGCCGAACGGGAUGAAGCCGCCGUAUUGCAUGACAUUAAGGAAGAGGAAGAAGAACAUCAACGUACUUCACCUCCCACCGAGGUCGGUCAAAUAUUGGGUGAACCUUUGCCCAUUAGACCAGUGUCGCCCAGAGAAGAAGAAGUCUUUAAAAUUGUGGCUGAUGUAGCUAAAGUUUUGAAAUCCGAAAAGGACAUAACUGAAAUUAUACCCGACUUUGAUGAAAAAGAACUGGAAGAAAAACUCAAAUCUUCGGAUGAGAUAGAAGCUGAAUCGGCCACUGUACAAAGAAUGUUAGUUACUGCCAGCAGUGAAGAUGGAGGCGAGGAAAUUGAAAUUUGUCCCAAAGGCUCUAUACAAUUUACCCCAGCCACCAUUACAGAAGGUAUUGCCGAAAAGGAAAAGCCUGUCUUGGACAAGGUACCCACAACAGAAAUUGAAUCAGAAAAAUCAUCGCCCGAUCUAAAGUCUUCAGGCCCUGUGUCAAUCGAGGAAAAAGAUAAGAUAGAAGUUUCGGAAAAAAUGCAGCUCAAAGAACUCAGAGCCAAGGAUGCUAAGGAAGCUGCUGAUGAGUCCGUAUCCAGCAUGGAUUUGGAAUGGAGAAGAGAGUCGGCCAUCAGCACUUAUAGCGAAAAGGAUUUGACUCGCGAUGAAGAUACAUUUGAUGACAAACAUGAUUUCCCAUCUAGUCCAUUGGAAGAUAAAGAUAAAACCGAAUCUGAAAGCCAAACAACUGAUAAAUCACCAUCACCUCGUCCUGAAUCGGUAACUGCCAAGCAUGACAUGAAAGACAAGGAAGUGUCCCGCUCUGAGUCCAUUACAAGUCAAGCAAGCACAAAAGAUGAUGCCAAAGAAGUAGUUGAUAAAGAUAAGGACGAAUCCCGUCCUCAAUCCGUAACUAGCCAAGCCAGUGCAAAGGAAGAAUCACGACCAGAAUCUGUGCUCUCCACAGCCGAAUCUAAGAAAGAUGAUAAAUCACCUGCUGCCGAACACAAAGAUAUUUCACGGCCCGAAUCUACAGUUUCUUCAAAGGAAGAUGAAAAAUCAGUUCAAAAGGAUGCUGAAUCACGCAAAGAAUCGAUCGUUUCAACCACUGAAGAUAAGACAGAAUCUAGACGUGAAUCUUUGCUAUCCGCAACCGAAAGCAAAAAGGAUGACAAGUCACCCACAACAACAUCUGUGGCCAGUCCCACCAGCUCUAAGGAUGAAGUAGAUAAACUGGCAGCUGAGGACAAACCAGAAACAGAUGCAGCUGAAAAAUCCCGAAAAGAAUCUUUAGUUUCAAUCACAGAAGAAAAAUCUGAAUCUAGACGCGAAUCUAUCUUAUCUACAACUGAAAGUAAAAAGGAUGAAAAAUCAGCUGUCACAGAAGAAAAGGAAGCUUCACGCCCUGAGUCCGUUGUCAGCCAUGUCAGUUCAAAGAGUGAGGCAGAAAAGGAACCUUCACGCAAAGAGUCUUUAGUUUCAGCUACAGAAGAAAAACCAGAAUCUAGACGUGAGUCUGUCGUAUCGACAGCAGAAAGUAAGAAGGAUGAGAAAUCUUCUAUCACAGAAGAAAAGGAAGCAUCUCGUCCAGAGUCCGUAGUCAGUUCAAAGAUCAGUUCAAAGAGUGAGGCUGAAAAAGAACCCUCACGAAAAGAGUCAUUAGUUUCAGCAACAGAAGAAAAAGAAGAAUCUAGACGUGAGUCUAUCGUAUCUAAAGCAGAAACUGAAAAGGAUGAAAAGUCUUCUGUCGCUGAAGAAAAGGAAGCAUCUCGCCCAGAGUCCGUAGUAAGCCAUGUCAGUUCAAAGAGUGAGGCAGAAAAGGAACCCUCAGUUACAGCAGAAAAAGAAGAAUCUAGACGUGAGUCUAUCGUAUCCAAAGCAGAAACUGAAAAGGAUGAAAAGUCGUCUGUCACUGAAGUAAAGGAAGCUUCACGUCCAGAGUCCGUAGUCAGCCAUGUCAGUUCAAAGAGUGAGGCUGAAAAGGAACCAUCAAGAAAAGAGUCAUUAGUUUCAGUUACAGAAGAAAAACCAGAAUCUAAAAAAGAUGAAAAGGAAGCUUCACGACCAGAGUCCGUAACAAGUUCAAAGAGUGAGGCUGAAAAAGAACCCUCAGUUACAGCAGAAAAAGAAGAAUCUAGACGUGAGUCUAUCGUAUCCAAAGCAGAAACUGAAAAGGAUGAAAAGUCUUCUGUCGCUGAAGAAAAGGAAGCUUCACGUCCAGAGUCCGUAGUCAGCCAUGUCAGUUCAAAGAGUGAGGCUGAAAAGGAAGCAUCAAGAAAAGAGUCACUAGUUUCAGUUACGGAAGAAAAACAAGAAGAAUCUAGACGUGAGUCCGUCUUAUCAACAGCUGAAAGUAAAAAGGAUGAAAAAUCUUCUGUCACAGAAGAAAAGGAAGCUUCACGCCCAGAAUCCGUAGCCAGCCAUGUCAGCUCAAAGAGCGAAGCAGAAAAAGAACCAUCAAGAAAAGAGUCGUUAGUUUCAGUUACAGAAGAAAAACCAGAAUCCAGACGUGAGUCUGUCGUAUCGACAGCAGAAAGUAAGAAGGAUGAGAAAUCUUCUAUCACAGAAGAAAAGGAAGCAUCUCGCCCAGAGUCCGUAGUCAGUUCAAAGAAAAGCAAACAGGAUGAAAAAUCUUCUGUUACAGAAGAAAAAGAAGCUUCUCGUCCGGAGUCUGUAGCCAGCCAUGUCAGCUCAAAGAGUGAGGCAGAAAAGGAAGCAUCACGAAAGGAGUCAUUAAUUUCUGUUACAGAAGAAAAGGUCGAAUCAAGACGUGAAUCUCUCAUAUCAACAGCUGAAAGCAAAAAGGAUGACAAAUCGUCUGUCACUGAAGAAAAGGAAACUUCUCGUCCAGAGUCUGCAGUCAGCCAUGUCAGCACCAAGAGUGAAGCUGAAAAAGAAACAUCAGAAGAAAAGGCAGAAUCUAGACGUGAGUCCAUCGUAUCGACUGCUGAAAGUAAAAAAUCGACUGUCUCUGAACAAAAGGAAGUUUCUCGACCAGAGUCUGUAGCCAGUCAUGUCAGCACCAAGAGUGAAAUAGAAAAAGAAACAUCUGAAGAAAAAUCGGAAUCUAGACGUGAGUCCAUCUUAUCGACAGCUGAAAGUAAAAAUGAUGAAAAAUCUUCUGUCUCGGAAGAAAAGGAAGCUUCUCGCCCCGAGUCCGUAGCCAGUCAUGUCAGCUCAAAGAGUGAAGCUGAAAAAGAUCCAUCACGAAAAGAGUCAUUAAUUUCUGUUACAGAAGAAAAAUCUGAAUCCAGACGUGAAUCUGUUAUAUCAACAGCAGACAGCAAAAAGGAUGAAAAAUCUUCCAUCACAGAAGAAAAGGAAGCUUCACGCCCAGAAUCCGUAGCCAGCCAUGUCAGCUCAAAGAGUGAGGCAGACAAAGAACCAUCAAGAAAAGAGUCGUUAGUUUCAGUUACAGAAGAAAAGGCUGAAUCCAGACGUGAGUCUGUCAUAUCAACAGCUGAAAGUAAAAAGGAUGACAAAUCGUCUGUCACUGAAGAAAAGCAACCUUCUCGUCCAGAGUCGAUAGCCAGUCAUGUCAGCACCAAGAGCGAAGCUGAAAAAGAAACAUCAGAAGAAAAAGCAGAAUCUAGACGCGAGUCUGUCUUAUCUGUAGCUGAAAGUAAAAAGGAUGAAAAAUCGCCUGUUUCAGAAGAAAAGAAAGCUUCUCGCCCAGAGUCUGCAGUCAGCCAUGUCAGUGCAAAGAGUGAAGCAAAAAAAGAAACCUCCAGAAAAGAGUCAUUAAUUUCGGUUACAGAAGAAAAAGCUGAAUCCAGACGUGAAUCUGUCCUAUCAACAGCUGAAAGUAAAAAGGACGACAAAUCUUCCGUCACCGAAGAAAAAGAAGCUUCACGUUCCGAGUCCGUAGCCAGUCAUAUCAGCUCUAAAGCAGAAGCUGAAAAAGAAUCAUCAGAAGAAAAAGCUGAAUCUCGACGUGAGUCUGUCAUACCAACAGCUGAUAGUAAGAAGGACGAAAAAUCUUCAGAAAGGGAAACCUCACGUCCGGAGUCCGUAACCAGCCAUGUCAGUUCCAAGACAGAAGCUGAGAAAGAACCAUCAACCACAGAAGACAAACCAGAAUCUAGACGUGAAUCUCUCCUAUCAACAGCUGAAAGCAAAAAAGAUGACAAAUCCCCUAGCACCGAAGAAAAAGAAAUCUCACGCUCAGAAUCUAUCACAAGUCAUGUUAGCUCAAAGAGUGAAGCUGAAAAAGAAUCAUUGAUUUCUGUUACCGAAGAAAUCAUAGAAACUAAACAAGUAUCAACUGUUGAAACUGUUGAAAUUAAGACAGAUGAAAAACCCUCAACACCUGAAGAAAAGUCGACCUCUCGUCCUGCCUCAGUUGCUAGUCAUGUCAGUUCUGAAUCCAAAAAAGAAGACGACAAGGAAGAAUCACGUCCCGUUUCUGUAACCAGUCACACCAGCUUAAAGAGCGACAGUGAAAAACAUGAACAAGAAGGCACAGAGAAAGAAGAGCUGGUAUCAGCUGCCUCCAGAAAGGAGUCGGUGGUCUCAACUACUGAAGAGAAGACAGUAUUAAGAAGCGAAUCUCUAGUAUCUACCACCGAAAGUCAAAAAGAUGAUAAAUCAUCUACACAAGAAAUUAAAGAAGCCUCCCGCCCUGAAUCUGUAGCCAGUCAUGUAGGAACUGCCAGCGACACUGAAAAACAAGAAUCACGCAAAGAAUCAAUAAUUUCAACUGCCGAGGAAACCCGAAAAGAAUCUUUGAUUUCAAGCACCCAGGAAGCCCAAGAAUCAAGACGUGAGUCUUUAAUAUCUUCGGCAGAAAGCAAAAAAGACGACAAAUCGCCACUUAUUGAGGAGAAACAAUUGUCACGGCCAGAAUCUGAGGCUAGCCAUAUUAGUUCGAAGAGUGAAGCUGGUGAAGUGAAAACUAUUGAAACCAUUACACAAGCAACAGUAACUUCCACUAUCAGCAAGGACGAAAGUGAAAAACUUGAAACCAAAAAGGAAUCUUUGACUAAGACCACCUCAGAAACACAAGAGUCUAAACUUGAAUCUGUAUCAAGCGCCAGCGAAAUCACUAAGGAAUCUCUAACAACAAUUUCGGAAGGUAAACAGCAAACUGUGGUCGAAAGCAAAAAGGAAGAUAUAACAUCUACAGCUAGCCAAGUCAGUUCUAAGGAUGAUAAACAGGAAUCAGUAAAAACCACAACACAAACAAUUACCACCCAAGUGUCCAGCAAAUCAGAUGAGAAAUCCGCUCAAAUGUCGGAAGCUAAAGACAGCCAAGUUCAGGUUACGGAAAUCAUUAAGACAACCAUUGUAGAAAAGCCUGUACAAGUAAAAACCAUUACAGAAACAUCAAGCACAGCUUCCUCCACCAAACAAACCGCCCAAGAAUCAUUGGAUGCCUCUACCAAAGAAAGCAAGACAAUUGUCAGUGAAACCACACGAGUCAUUAGUUCUCAGUUGAUCGAUUCACUACAAGAAGAAGACUCACGCAGUGAAUCUGUGAGCAGCAGUGUUAAAGUUGAAGAAGGAUCGUUGCGAGAAUCCUUAUCCGAAAAGGAGAUUUCCCGUUCAACAGAAACUAAGGAAACCUUGGACAAAUCUGAGCUGCUUACACACAUCGAAGAUUCACAGGCUUAUUCGGAAGAAUGUUCUUCGGAAUCUAUUGUCAGCGAAAUUCAAACAUCUGCCAUGAGCAAAGCCGAAAAGGCCGAAAGCAGUAAAAUGUCUUCUAGCUCCGAAACAUCAGUUAAGGAGAGUUUGAAGCAAACAGUUGAAGAAUUCUUGGCAACCGAAAAAAUCAUUUCCACUAAAGAGAUAAUGAGUACUUUUGAUAGCAUUAGCAAAGCCAAGACUGCCGCAACUGAAUCUAGACGCGAGUCGACCUUAAGUCAAAGCAGCGAGGGACGCCAGACUCAUAGCGACCAGGAAGAUGAUGAUGAAGACGAUGCAGCCACUACCCAUAUUAAAGAAGGACGUUCCAAGUCAAUAGCCAGCAUAAUGACUACCAGCAUUUAUAAACCUUCAAAGGAAGUUAGGGUUAGCGAAACCUUGGGAGAAGAACUAGAAGAAUAUGCCAGCAAACAAGCUUCAACACAAGAGAAGUCGCAAAUUACCAAGGAAUCCAUGACCUUGGCUCAUUCAUAUGAACAUGAACUGUCCGAUCGUAAAACUCCUCCCACUGCCCCUGUUAGUCCUGGCAUUGUGAAAACAACUAUAAGCGGCGUAGGUGCAGCCACAAGCUCAGCUACAACAGUGAGCACAACCAAGACCAUUGUUACUGAUGCCACAAGCAGCACCACAACACACAGUGGUCCUCUAUCGCCCAGAGAUACCAGCGGCAGAUCCAGUCCCGGAGGUCUAACAUCCGAAAGUCAAUCCAUACCCACACCCAUGGGCAGAGAAUCAUUGACAGAAACACCUGAAUCAUCGCCUAAACCAACAUCACCUUUCCCCCGGGUGACCAAAGAGGAUCUUAAAUCAGCUGCCUCUUACUCAGCAGAACAAGUAGAGCGGACUGCUGCUGCCUUCUCCGCUACAGAACAACAAGAAACUUCCAGUGUUUCCACAUUGAUUAAACAACUGUCGGGCGAAAUGUUGCCCGAUCUACAUGAAGUCAGAGGUAUAGAAAAAACAGCCGCCUUAAGUGGCAGCACGGAAAAGAUUAUCACCACCACCAUCACUACCGUUACCAAGGUAAUCUCCACAGAUGGCAAGGAGAUAGUGACUGAAGAAAAGACAAUCACCACCACAGACUCAACGGAUCCCGAAGGCGAAAAGGUCACAGUGACCACCACACGCACUACUAGCGAAAGUGAUAAAAGUGACGUCAUGCUGCCCAAAGAAGUGGCCAUGUUGCGCAGCAUGUACCGUUCAUCGACACCAGGCAGUGAUGAUGGAGUAGCCUACCUCAGUGACGACGAGGUGCCAGCCUCACCCCGAAGUAUCUCUUCCUCUCAUGGUGCCAGCUAUGAUUUGCAAAGAUCGGGCUCUGGCGUCAGCAAGAAAUCCGACUUUGAUCUAGACGAAAGCCAAGAUGAUAUACCUCCACAAUACGGUAGCGAGGAGCUAUCAGCCGCUCGCUCCAUAACAGCGACCACAGGUUUUGUACACAAAAUAGCCGACCCCAUGAGCACUUCGUUCUAUGGAGCACUGCCAGACUCAUUUGAAACCAAAACCUCACAGCCAAUCAAUAUACAGGGUACUACCACACACCUACAAACAUUUACGGAAUCACCCAUUUCCCAGUCAUCCGGUUCGGUAGAAAGCACCACAACUCUGCCACACAAAUUCUUAGAAGAGGCUGAUAUGGGCUUCGAACAAGCCCUCAAAGAACAUGUGCAAUUAAGAGGAGCCGAUGUUAUGUCCUCGGUCACCGCUAAAUAUUCCUACUCACCCUCCAAAGCCGAAGAGGUGGAACAAACCGUAGCCAGUGCUGAAAAGCCCAAAUUCCCCUUGGGCAGUGUACAGAAAACACGGGUCACCGAGGGCGUUAGCGAGAAAGACGGAGCCGCCACUAUUGUGACCACAACUACCACCACUGUGACCACGACACAGGGCGAUGGUGCCAGUGCCAGCAGUAGAACCACAACGACUGAAACAUCAACCACUUCCUCAUCUGCCACGGUAGAUGACAAACUCAAAGAAUGGGGCAAGCCAUUGGGUCUGCCCUCACCCGCUCCUAUGGCUGCCGAAGGUGAUGUACGCACCACACCCAAAAAAGAACGACGACUGGUGGCCACCAAGACAAGACUUAAUAACGAAAAGAACUUACGCAAACGUUCCGAAUCGCCCAACAAGGCCAAGAAGCCCUCACCCGUCUAUGUGGAUCUGACCUAUGUACCUCACAAUGGCAACUCCUACUACUCGCAUGUGGAAUUCUUCAAGAGAGUAAGAGCACGCUAUUAUGUAUUCUCGGGCACCGAGCCCAGCCGUCAAGUGUACGAUGCCUUAUUGGAGGCAAAACAAACCUGGGAAGAUAAAGAAUUAGAGGUAACUAUCAUCCCCACCUAUGACACUGAUGUUUUGGGCUAUUGGGUGGCAGAAAAUGAAGAACUUUUAGCCAAAUACCGCAUAGAUUUGUCGCCCUCGGCGUCACGCUGCACCAUCAAUUUACAAGAUCACGAAACCUCUUGCUCGGCUUACCGUUUAGAAUUCUAGGCCACGGGGAUGUUCGUAGCGUUUUCGGAUAAUUAAGUUUCCCUAUAUUUUUUUUAGACUACAGAGUAACGAAACCAAAAACCAGCUAAAUGAAUUUCAUCUAAUUAACUAUU
Messenger RNA from Calliphora vicina (urban bluebottle blowfly), 23516 nucleotides. It is a transcript of the gene futsch, whose product is annotated as microtubule-associated protein futsch. The coding region runs from base 58 to 23403 and encodes 7781 amino acids. Lineage: Eukaryota; Metazoa; Arthropoda; Insecta; Diptera; Calliphoridae. The record is from RefSeq and is a predicted model, not a curated record. Gene Ontology annotation, biological process: microtubule cytoskeleton organization; regulation of microtubule depolymerization; axonogenesis. Gene Ontology annotation, molecular function: actin binding; microtubule binding. Gene Ontology annotation, cellular component: microtubule associated complex; cytosol; dendrite. The transcript is spliced from 11 exons.